Westerdykella ornata is the source of this 936-nucleotide messenger RNA. RefSeq lists its product as uncharacterized. The coding region runs from base 301 to 834 and encodes 177 amino acids. The transcript has a single exon. The record is from RefSeq and is a predicted model, not a curated record. NCBI's taxonomy places the organism in Eukaryota, Fungi, Ascomycota, Dothideomycetes, Pleosporales, Sporormiaceae.
UCCGAAUAUCCCCCUCAAAUAUUGGUAGGGUCUUCCUCUUUCUAGUCGUUAUUGCUUACUAAAAUCUCCUAUGGUCAUUCGUGUAAGCUGGCAGUUCAGUGGGUAGAACCUGAUGAUCUCCCCUUCGAACCGACUGAUAUCCUUAUCGACUGAGACCUUUACCGCGAUUACCAAGUUGCAUCACGACGUCCAAGAGCGCAAGAGCAAUCGAGCAGCAAGAACCGGCCCACUUCCCUGUUCUUUGAGGAACGUGGUGACGACCUUGUGCCAAGGCUCGAUUUCGUCUGCCGGAGACUCACGAUGAAGUGGGAGCCCGUCUUCAAUAUUGUUCACCGAUAUCUCUUUUGCCGCUGUGUCCUUAGACUUGGUACUCCUUCCCGUCUGGAGAAGGAAAUGACUCUGCUCGUGAACGCCCCUUGCCCAAGACACAACAUAGUUGGCAAGAACCUCCGGGACUACAGUGAACUAGCGGUUCACCCUUCGGAAGACCCUUACUUUGAACGAUUCGGCGGCUAUAAUGCUUUCUGGGCAAUGCUCCACCGCUGUUUUGCACCUCUGUACGAGAGACUGGGAGGCAGCAAAGCCAUCACCAAAACUCAACUUUUAUACGGAUACGUGGACCUCGCACAGAUGGAAGAAGAUGACAAGGAGGCAGUUCGACGCAUUGCUGAUGACUACUUGCUGAAAACACGAGAGAUGUUGUUGAAUAAGAAACAAGAGAGCGUAAAUGACGAUCAUCUGGAUCAAUUCAACAAAUCAUACAUGGGCAUGGAGCUACGGAAAAUCCUCAACGGAGAUUGGGAUGGCAUUCCACAUGGGAUAACAGGCCAGUAGCGAAAUAGGGAUUCCUUGUGCGAGUUUCAUUAAUCGAAUUUUUUUGCCCUCCUCGAGUUGUUCCACGUAUGCUAAGGGUUGAUAUGUAUACAAUAACACGGG